UGAUGAAGUACUAUUGAUUGGUAUAGACAUGAGAUAUUGCCAGGACGGAACUAAAGCCAUAAUUAACGGAAGUAGCGGUUAGGUUUUGCUUGAGAAUUGAGAAUUCAUUAUUUGAGGCUUUUUUUUCAAAAAAAAUGGCUAGAAAAGUUCUUAUUCAGUUUGUCAAACAUUUGACUAAAUCAUCUGCUGAACGACAUCCUCAUCCUGCCGUUCCAUUUGCCUUGCCUUCUAGUUUUUUUUCCAAUGCUGGAGCACCCGCUACUGGCUCCUCUAAAGGCCAAGACGUCUUCAUUGCCAACGACAGAAACGAGCUUUCACCUCGAUUCCACCGUAUGCCUGUUAGUGACCUGGAAAUGAAUAUAAUUGAAUCAGGGGGUGCUUGUAUCUACUAAAUUCCCAUAAGAAUAUCCUUUAUAAGUGAGAAUUGGUUACGUCUAAUAAAUGAACUUACGAUAGUAAUAAACAACAGCCUAUUUUUGAAUAUCGAAACGA
Molecule: messenger RNA, 492 nt
Organism: Schizosaccharomyces octosporus yFS286
Lineage: Eukaryota; Fungi; Ascomycota; Schizosaccharomycetes; Schizosaccharomycetales; Schizosaccharomycetaceae
Exons: 2
Coding region: 135-392 (85 amino acids)
Biological process (GO): 2-oxoglutarate metabolic process
Source: RefSeq, a predicted model, not a curated record